Molecule: messenger RNA, 3654 nt
Organism: Colius striatus (speckled mousebird)
Lineage: Eukaryota; Metazoa; Chordata; Aves; Coliiformes; Coliidae
Gene: EPHB2
Product: EPH receptor B2
Exons: 16
Coding region: 1-2988 (995 amino acids)
Biological process (GO): cell surface receptor protein tyrosine kinase signaling pathway; central nervous system projection neuron axonogenesis; axon guidance
Cellular component (GO): plasma membrane; neuron projection
Molecular function (GO): ATP binding; transmembrane-ephrin receptor activity; protein binding
Source: RefSeq, a predicted model, not a curated record
AUGCCCGGCCCGGCGCGCACCAUGGGGCCGCUGUGGCUCUGCUGCCUGCCCCUCGCCCUCCUGCCCCUGCUCGCCGCCGUGGAAGAGACACUGAUGGACUCCACAACAGCAACGGCAGAGCUGGGCUGGAUGGUGCAUCCUCCAUCAGGGUGGGAAGAGGUGAGUGGGUACGACGAGAACAUGAACACCAUUCGCACCUACCAGGUGUGCAACGUGUUUGAGUCCAGCCAGAACAACUGGCUGCGCACCAAGUACAUCCGGAGGCGCGGAGCACACCGCAUCCACGUGGAGAUGAAGUUCUCUGUCAGGGACUGCAGCAGCAUCCCCAACGUCCCAGGCUCCUGUAAGGAGACUUUUAACCUCUAUUAUUUCGAGUCAGACUUUGACUCAGCCACUAAGACUUUCCCCAACUGGAUGGAGAACCCUUGGAUGAAAGUGGACACCAUUGCAGCCGAUGAGAGCUUCUCCCAGGUGGACUUAGGAGGAAGGGUGAUGAAGAUUAACACUGAGGUACGCAGUUUUGGACCUGUCUCCAAGAAUGGGUUCUACUUGGCCUUCCAGGACUAUGGAGGCUGCAUGUCCCUGAUCGCCGUCCGUGUCUUCUACCGCAAAUGUCCCCGUGUGAUCCAGAACGGGGCCGUCUUCCAAGAGACCCUCUCGGGGGCAGAGAGCACGUCGCUGGUGGCAGCCCGAGGGACGUGUAUCCCCAAUGCUGAGGAGGUGGAUGUGCCCAUCAAGCUGUACUGCAAUGGAGAUGGAGAGUGGCUGGUGCCCAUCGGGCGCUGCAUGUGCCGCCCAGGGUAUGAGUCGGUGGAGAAUGGCACCGUGUGCAGAGGCUGCCCAUCAGGGACAUUUAAAGCCAGCCAAGGGGAUGAAGGAUGUGUCCACUGCCCCAUUAACAGCCGGACGACUUCGGAAGGAGCCACCAACUGCGUGUGCCGGAACGGCUACUACCGGGCAGAUGCUGAUCCUGUCGACAUGCCAUGCACCACCAUCCCAUCUGCCCCUCAGGCCGUCAUCUCCAGUGUGAACGAGACAUCCCUGAUGCUGGAGUGGAGCCCACCCAGGGACUCAGGGGGCAGGGAGGAUCUGGUGUACAACAUCAUCUGCAAGAGCUGUGGCUCGGGCCGUGGCGCCUGCACCCGCUGCGGGGACAACGUGCAGUUCGCCCCGCGCCAGCUGGGCCUCACCGAGCCCCGCGUCUACAUCAGCGACCUCCUGGCACACACACAGUACACCUUCGAGAUCCAGGCUGUCAAUGGGGUCACUGACCAGAGCCCCUUCUCUCCACAGUUUGCCUCGGUCAACAUCACCACCAACCAGGCUGCUCCUUCAGCUGUGUCCAUCAUGCACCAGGUGAGCCGUACUGUGGACAGCAUCACCCUCUCAUGGUCUCAGCCUGACCAGCCCAACGGAGUCAUCCUGGAUUAUGAGCUGCAGUAUUAUGAGAAGGAUCUGAGUGAGUUAAAUUCCACCACAGUGAAGAGCCCCACCAACACUGUGGCAGUGCAAAACCUCAAAGCUGGCACCAUCUACGUGUUCCAGGUGCGGGCCCGGACCGUGGCUGGGUACGGCCGCUACAGCGGCAAGAUGUACUUCCAGACCAUGACUGAAGCUGAGUAUCAGACCAGCGUCCAGGAGAAGCUGCCGCUCAUCAUCGGCUCCUCCGCAGCCGGCCUGGUCUUCCUCAUCGCCGUCGUCGUCAUCGCCAUCGUGUGCAGCAGAAGACGGGGCUUCGAGCGCGCUGACUCCGAGUACACGGACAAGCUGCAGCACUACACCAGCGGCCACAUGACUCCAGGGAUGAAGAUCUACAUUGAUCCAUUCACCUAUGAAGAUCCCAAUGAGGCUGUCAGGGAAUUUGCAAAAGAAAUUGAUAUCUCUUGUGUCAAAAUCGAGCAGGUGAUUGGGGCAGGGGAGUUUGGUGAGGUGUGCAGUGGGCAUCUCAAGCUUCCUGGCAAAAGAGAGAUCUUUGUGGCCAUCAAAACCCUGAAGUCUGGUUACACAGAGAAGCAGAGACGAGACUUUCUGAGUGAAGCCAGCAUCAUGGGGCAGUUUGACCACCCCAAUGUCAUCCACCUGGAGGGGGUGGUGACCAAGAGCUCCCCAGUCAUGAUCAUCACUGAGUUCAUGGAGAAUGGCUCACUGGACUCCUUCUUGAGGCAAAACGAUGGGCAGUUCACAGUGAUCCAGCUGGUGGGCAUGCUGCGGGGCAUCGCGGCGGGCAUGAAGUACCUGGCUGACAUGAACUACGUGCACAGGGACCUGGCAGCCAGGAACAUCCUGGUCAACAGCAACCUGGUGUGCAAAGUGUCUGACUUUGGCCUCUCACGGUUUCUGGAGGAUGACACCUCUGAUCCCACCUAUACCAGUGCACUGGGUGGGAAGAUCCCAAUCCGAUGGACAGCACCUGAGGCCAUUCAGUACCGCAAGUUCACGUCAGCCAGUGACGUGUGGAGCUACGGCAUCGUCAUGUGGGAGGUGAUGUCGUACGGAGAGCGGCCCUACUGGGACAUGACCAACCAGGACGUGAUAAAUGCCAUUGAGCAGGAUUAUCGGCUGCCUCCCCCCAUGGAUUGUCCCAACGCCCUGCACCAGCUGAUGCUUGACUGUUGGCAGAAGGACAGAAACCACAGACCCAAAUUUGGGCAAAUUGUCAACACCUUGGAUAAAAUGAUCCGAAAUCCUAACAGCCUGAAAGCCAUGGCACCCCUCUCCUCUGGGAUGAACCUCCCCCUACUCGACCGCACCAUCCCAGAUUACACCAGCUUCAACACUGUGGAUGAAUGGCUGGAUGCCAUCAAGAUGAGCCAGUACAAGGAGAGCUUUGCCAGUGCUGGCUUCACCACCUUUGAUGUAGUAUCACAGAUGACUGUAGAGGACAUUCUGCGAGUUGGGGUCACUUUAGCAGGACACCAGAAGAAAAUUCUGAACAGUAUCCAGGUGAUGAGAGCACAGAUGAACCAAAUCCAGUCUGUGGAGGUUUGAUAGCUACGUGUCCUCCUAUUCCUCUUCCUUGAGGCCCUGCUCCCCUCUGCCCCUGUAUGUCCAAGCUCCAAUUCCUGAGUGUUCUGCAUAGACCAGAGACAGGCAGCUGCUCUGAGGAUCAUGGCAACAGGAAGAAACUUCCCUGGCAUCAAUAAUGAGAAGUGGCCAAGAGGUUCUCCAAUGUAAACCAUGGGAAAAGGGAACAAGAAAAGAGAAAAGGCAACUAUUUGGGGGGAAGGAAAACCAAACCCAAAACAUGAACCCAUGAGGUGUUUUUAAACAGUAAUAAUGCAAUUGCAUUCUUGAAAAGGGCUCCAAGACCAAUGGGAGUCUCCAAAGGAAGAGAAAAGAGCAGCUCCAUCCACUUUUCCUCUUGCACAUGGCUGCUGCAGCUGGGUCCAGACACCUCUGGAGCAAUGAGACUUAGCAAGAUGAAUGCAAGGUCCUGAGAAGCACUUCUCUUUCUGACAUGGGAUGGCAGCUCUGGGAACGUCCUGCAGCCAGCAGGUCCUUCCCAAACCCCCUGGUAGCAGAUGAAAGGGGAGGAGAGAGCUGAAACUCUUUGGUGCUGUGGAACCAAGUGCAUCUCAGAAACUGAUGGACUUCUUCAAAAGCUUGAAGCCUUUUGGGGUUUUUUUUUUAAACAAACAAAUAAACUGAGACUAG